AUGUCGAACUCCCAAGAGCAGAGCCUGGACGAAGACGCGAUGUUUCUGCCAGUGACCGAGUCCAGCCCAGACUUCCUCCACUGUGAGAGGGAGCGCCACGCUCUCGAAACACUCAUGCGUGCCGGCCGGGGGGCCUUCUACACCUGUCUCACCAAGGAGCACUUGGGCUUCUUCCUGUCCCCUGAAGAGGUCGACUGGAUAACUGGCCGGGUGCAGGAUCACCAAAUCAGCCAGUCGCAGUUAGAAGAGAAGGAGAGCGCAGAGGACAGCAACUCGGGGGCGCAGGACUUCUCUGUCUGCUAUUUCCCCACUCACUCGGACACCCCCGCCCCCUGCCUGGAGUUGGGCUGGCCCGAGAAACGCUCCUGGAUGGGAAUGGGUCGUGUCACGGUGCACACCAGCCCCCCUGCCGAGGGGCAGCCUCAUAUAAGAGAGAUCAUCAGGAGGCACUUGCAAGGGGCCUGCCAGGUCAUCGCCAUCGUGACUGACUCGUUGACAGACGGCGCAGUAAUUGGCGAUCUACACAGCGCUGCCUCCCGGGGUGUCCCAGUUUACAUCAUUCUGAACCAGAGGUCUAUCCAGGAGAACUUCAAUCCCAACAGGCUCAGGCAUCCGAACAUGCAGGUCCGUGUUCUUGGAGGGAAAACCGUGUGUUCAAGGGAUGGAAGAAAGAUGGUGGGAGAGAUGAAAGACAAGUUCCUCCUAGUGGACCUGGAGACAGUGAUUCAUGGCAGCUAUAGUCUCACGUGGACGGAUGCCCACCUGCACCGACAGCUGAUCACCGUUUUAAACGGCCCGGUGGUCGAGUCAUUUGAUCAGGAGUUUCGGAUCCUUUUUGCGGCCUCGUCCCCCGUCCCGGACACAUGGAGGGCCGCCGUGCCUCCAGCGGACGCGCCUUACCAGCUGAAUGACCCCUCAGACCUCUGUUGGCCCAAACGUCCCACCCUGGAGCCGCUCGCCGCCAGCCCCCCGCCACCUCUGCCUGCUGAAUCCCCACUAGACUGGGAAGCACUGGGGGUCUUCCAUAGAGACAACUAUGACCGAGACGGUCCUGUCGGUCAUCAGGAGAAACUCACGAGUACAGAAAGGCAACUGUUCAGCAACACGCCAUUUGAGAAAAAGACCCUCACCCUGGACAAAUUCUCUCAUAACAGAAAUAGACUUGUGGACGAGGAAAGGAUUGGACACAAAAUACAAAGAGCCUAUUGCAGGCAGGUCUCCGCAGAGAGGACUGCUGAUUCCGAGGACAGGACACUGGUCAGACUGAGCGAGAACAGGAGGCAACCAGACUCAAGGCCCGACACGGCGACCUUGACCUCUACUCAGAAAAGGGAGCGUUCACUGAGAGACAACAUUUUGGAGGAGGGGAUUAUCAGGGACGAGACCGGCGUCAGGGCAGAGGGCCCCUCUUCUAGAAAACCUUUGAUACUGAGGGUGCCGCAGUGUGAGAACUUCAGCUCUUUGAGUGACAUCAUAAGAAGGCUACAAACUCAGCCGAGCUCUUCGGCACAGCAUGAGAGAAGAACUAGAACCACAGUGUCCGAGCUGAGCCGGUCAAUGAUGGACCUGAGCAUACAGAACACGCAUUCAAAUAACGAGGAGAGAGGAGCCCCCGCGCCAAGGCUGCUGGCCAAAUGCUUUGACCCGGGUCACAUGACACCUGCCUUUGCCUUGAUGAGGCAGAGAACGGAUGAGGUUAAGCCUGCAUUAUAUCGCUCCACCACAGCUCUGCUGACCAGCAGCAGUCCGCGGAGUUCCAGUUUUGGACUACAAAUGGACUGGAGGAGACCACAGACAGGCUGGAAUGGUUGGCAUGAAGAACUGGAAUGA
This is a messenger RNA of Lampris incognitus (smalleye Pacific opah), 1830 nucleotides long. It is a transcript of the gene sack1e, whose product is annotated as family with sequence similarity 83 member E. Gene Ontology annotation, biological process: epidermal growth factor receptor signaling pathway. The record is from RefSeq and is a predicted model, not a curated record. The coding region runs from base 1 to 1830 and encodes 609 amino acids. NCBI's taxonomy places the organism in Eukaryota, Metazoa, Chordata, Actinopteri, Lampriformes, Lampridae. The transcript has 7 exons.